AUGCUUUCUGUUGUGAUGGUGUUGAUAGGGUAUAUAUGGCGCCUGUCUCUUUCUUUCUCUUUCUCUCUCUUUUGGAUAUUCCACUCAACAGCGAUGGUUUUCUUUCCCUUUCCCCCGUUUUCAGGAACUCCAUUUUGUUAUCAACUCUCUUUUUAUUAUUGUUGUCUUUCGAUUUCGACCAUCUUUCUUUUCUGUACCUUUCUCAUACUUUCAGUGGAGUAUCUCUUUCCCUCCUCCUCCUCCUCCUCCUCCUCUUCUUUUCCGGCUGUCACCUGUGGUCACUGGCGGCUGCUCAGCUGUUGUUUGGAGGGGAGCGGUCAGUGUACCAGACGACCUACCACCGCAUAUCCAAUAAAUAACCACCUUUUCUGUUCCCCUCCCUGUGUCAUCGUAUUUUCUUUUUCAUUCACUUAUCCGUAUGAUUUAAUUUUGCUGAGACAUUCCACUUUAUGGAAGCUGCCGGUCAUUUCAUUUAACAUCUUCCGUUCUUUCCUUAUUAUGUCCAUUCACAACACCACUGGACAUUAA
This is a messenger RNA of Acanthosepion pharaonis, 528 nucleotides long. The record is from the annotation of a GenBank genome assembly. NCBI's taxonomy places the organism in Eukaryota, Metazoa, Mollusca, Cephalopoda, Sepiida, Sepiidae.